AUGUCCGACUCGAGCGCCCCGACUUACGACCCGAUGCUGGACCAGCCGGCCGCCGCCGCCGCCGCCGCCCCCGCGGCCGAGGCCCAGCACUCCGAGCCCAUGGACCCGGUUGGCAUGGCCGGCUCUGCGGUCAACACCGCGGCCGAGGUGGUCGGCGGCAUCUCCGGCACCCUGGUCGGGGGCGUCCAGGCCGCCUGGGGCGCGCUCAACCCCCUGGCCCGGCGCCUGAACACCGGCUUCCACAUCGCCAAGCAGAUCACCACCGAGACCAUCGGCGUCACCCGGGCCACCGAGUUCAGCGAGCAGUACCGCCACCUGGAGACCAAUGUCCGCCGCCUGGAGCGCGCCCACAGCCUGCUCAUCCGCUCCGUUAACCAGAUCUCCGGCCCGACUCCCCUGGUCCCCGUGAAGCGCGUCAUCGGCGGCAUCUCCAGCCUCCUUGACGGGUCCAACGCCCAGGCCACCAGCGCCCCGGCCGAGACCUCCAACGCCCAGCAUGCCAAGGCCGUGGCCGCGCAGUUCUCCCAUGUGGCCGGGGUCCUGCUUGGCACGGCCCCCAUCUCCCAGACCCAGGCCACGCUGUCCCUGUCGCCGGAGACCCCGAUGCCGGAUUCCGCCAUCGACAAGGGCGCUCGCGCCAUGGCCCAGGCCUGCCAGCAUCUGGCCAGCAUCCAGGAGUCCUUCGGCACGGCCCACGCCAAGCUGAACGCCGAGAUCAUCAACCAGGUUGUGGCCCCGCUGCAGGACUCCCUCGAGCUCAUCACCAGCGCCCUUAACACCUGCCGCACCGCGGUCAACGCCCGCCUCGAACUGGAUGCCGUCAAGUCCCGUGUCAACCCCAACCGCGCCUCCUCCGAGGAGUCCAGGGUCGACCUGGAUAUGGCCCAACUCGGCUGCUAG
Messenger RNA from Fonticula alba, 900 nucleotides. RefSeq lists its product as hypothetical. The coding region runs from base 1 to 900 and encodes 299 amino acids. The transcript has 7 exons. Gene Ontology annotation, cellular component: cytoplasm. Gene Ontology annotation, molecular function: protein binding. Lineage: Eukaryota; Rotosphaerida; Fonticulaceae. The record is from RefSeq and is a predicted model, not a curated record.